GAGGAUAGGGAAGUUUGGGUAGCAAAAGUAGAACACCGCAGCACUGUUUACGAAGGAUAUCACCCCGCCCCUACUACUACCAGACCAACAAUUACCGAACGACCCCAAGCCCGCGACUUCAAAAGAAAAGUAGUAGGCAACCGAGGAAAAAGAAAA
Messenger RNA from Racocetra persica, 156 nucleotides. NCBI's taxonomy places the organism in Eukaryota, Fungi, Glomeromycota, Glomeromycetes, Diversisporales, Gigasporaceae. The record is from the annotation of a GenBank genome assembly.